This is a messenger RNA of Micropterus salmoides (largemouth bass), 2987 nucleotides long. RefSeq names its product plastin 1 (I isoform) (gene pls1). The transcript is spliced from 17 exons. Gene Ontology annotation, biological process: actin filament bundle assembly; actin filament network formation. The coding region runs from base 604 to 2532 and encodes 642 amino acids. Lineage: Eukaryota; Metazoa; Chordata; Actinopteri; Centrarchiformes; Centrarchidae. Gene Ontology annotation, cellular component: actin filament bundle; actin filament; cytoplasm. The record is from RefSeq and is a predicted model, not a curated record. Gene Ontology annotation, molecular function: calcium ion binding; actin filament binding.
UUCAGAGGCAGCAUUUAGUUUCUGUAUGACUUUGUAGUGAACAGGUUUCAAAAAUGAAUUUACUAAGUUUGUCUGAGCCAAGAGAAACACAUUUUGCACAGUCUUGUGUCCUGGUGUUGGCUGAUUAUGGGACUGCGUGUGACUUUUUGAGCAGUGGUAGAGGUGAAAGGAGAGACUGACAGGUAAAAACAGAGGAAAGGAAAAGAAGGAGGUGAAGACAGAGGGGAAAGGGUAAAUAGAAAGGCGAGAAGGGAAAAGAAGGGUCUGAAAAGGAGUAUAAUGAAGAAAGAGGCCCAAAACUAGUCUGCAGCAAGCUGAUUUUCUACUUUGGACUGACCCUGCUCCGGACUCUGAGCCCUUCAGGCUGCCUGGAACUGAAUGGUCCAGGAAGGCCAAAGGUCCACUCUGUGCCUCUCCUGAGUGACUCCUCCUAGGAGAGAUAACCAGCUCUCCAGCCACUCCGGGAUCCAACUUCUGCUCUGCCCUGGUUUGAAGCAUCACAGAGCUCCGGAAGACUCGACUCCUGUGGCCAGUCCAGAGGGAUCUGCACCAAAAGGCUUACUGUGUCACUCAAGACAGGGCUGAAAGAGAACACAGACUCAUAUGGAGGUACACAAAGCUGAAGUUACUAUGGAGAACCAUGUCACACAGAUUUCCAGAGAGGACCUGGAAGAGCUCAGAGAGGCUUUUAAUAGAAUUGAUAUUGAUAACAGUGGCUAUGUGAGCGACUUUGAGCUCCAGGAGCUGUUCAGAGAGGCGAGUUUCUCCCUGCCGGGGUACAAGGUGCGAGAGAUCAUGGAGGCCUUCAUCGCUGGAGACACCAACAAGGACGAGAAGAUCAGCUUUGAGGAGUUUGUUUCUAUCUAUCAAGAGCUGAAGAGCAAAGAGUUCAGUGAGACGUUUAGGAAAACCAUCACAAGGAGAGAUGGGAUUCGCUCCUUCGGGGGAUUGUCAGGAAUCUCCAGCGAGGGAACGCAGCACUCCUACUCUGAUGAGGAGAAGGUAGCAUUUGUCCACUGGAUCAACAAAGCCUUGGCGAAAGAUCCAGACUGCCAACACCUGCUGCCCAUGAACCCUGACGAUGAAAGCCUCUUCACCUCUGUCCGCGAUGGCAUCCUGUUAUGCAAAAUGAUCAACCUGUCUCAGCCUGACACAAUUGACGAAAGAGUUAUCAACACCAAGAAACUUUCCACCUUCAAAAUGACAGAGAAUCUGGUCCUGGCUCUGAACUCAGCCUCAGCAAUCGGCUGUACGGUGGUGAGCAUUGAUGCCCAUGAUCUGAUGGCUGGGAAACCCCAUCUGGUCCUCGGACUGCUCUGGCAGAUUAUCAAGGUUGGCCUCUUUGCUGACAUAGAAAUCAGCAGGAACGAAGGUCUGAUUGGCCUUCUGACAGAAGGGGAGCAUCUGGACCAUCUGAUGUCCCUCUCCCCUGAGGAGCUGCUGCUCCGCUGGGUCAACCAUCAUCUAAAAAACGCAGGAACAAAGACCAUUUGCAAUUUUAGUGAAGAUAUUAAGGACUCGCGAGCCUACUUCUACCUGUUGGACCAGAUUGCUCUUCAAGGAGAGCACGACUACAAAAUGAUUGUCAAAAUUGACAUGAGCGGCCUCAAUGAACCUGAUUUGGACCAAAGAGCUGAGCUGAUGCUGCAACAGGCGGCCCGGCUGGACUGUAGACAGUUUGUUUCUCCUCAUGACGUCACGUCUGGAAACAGUAAACUCAACUUGGCCUUUGUGGCCAACCUGUUCAACAUGCAUCCUGCUCUGCAGAGGGCUCACAGCAACGGCGUAGAGACUACACAGAUAGAGGCUGAGUCCAAUGAAGAGAAAACAUUUCGAAACUGGAUGAACUCUCUGGGCGUCUCUCCGUAUGUCAACCACCUGUACUGUGACCUGUGUGAUGGUUUGGUGAUCCUGCAGCUUUAUGAGAAGGUCAAUGUGCCUGUGAACUGGAAGAGAAUCAACAACCCUCCUUAUCCUGUCCUGGGGGCCAAUAUGAAGAAGCUAGAGAACUGUAACUAUGCAGUGGAGCUGGGCAGGGAUGUAGCUCACUUCUCUCUGGUCGGCAUUGGAGGAGAGAACUUGAAUGACGGGAGUCCAAUGCACACCCUGGCGCUGCUCUGGCAGCUGAUGAGGAGGUACACAGUGCUUGUUUUGUCAGAUUUGGGUGAUGGAGAGAAGGUGGGAGAUCAGAUUAUCCUCAAUUGGGUCAACACCACCUUGAGCCAGAAACGCAAGGACACACAGAUCAGCAGCUUCAAGGACAAACUGAUCAGCACGAGCCUGCCAGUGAUUGACGUGAUCGACGCCAUCGCUCCUGGUACAGUCAAAUGGGACAUGGUGAAGAGAGUAGAGAGGGGAGUGCUGAAGCAUGCCGAUAAACUCAGCAACGCUAAGUAUGCGAUCUCAUUGGCUCGCAAGAUUGGAGCUCGUGUCUACGCACUGCCUGACGAUUUGGUGGAUGUGAAUCCCAAGAUGGUGCUGACCCUGUUUGCCAGCCUCAUGGGCCAUGGUUUGAAAAAGGCCAACCGCUGAAAAAGACAUGAACAAACCAUCUGGAAACCAACCACCAAUAUGCGUUUUGUUUCUAUGCAUUUUUUUGUCUUUUUGUUCCAUCUUUUUCUUAUCAAUGUAAUUUCUUUUCUUUGACUUUUAACCUUGCUCCAAACAGAGCAAGACAAUCUGUCAGUAUUUGUUAUUCUUUCAUGAUAACAACUUGAGCCUACCUAAAGUUGGAAAUCUUUUCUCAUCAGUGAAGCCACUGCAUUUUGUUUGCUCAGAUUUUAUAGAACAAGCUCCUAAUUGCUCUUUGUUAUAUUAUAUUUAAUAGGACAUUACAUUUAUUUAAUCCUUCUGCUAAGUGAACAAUAAAGGAAAACAGCAGAAGAAAUGCAUAAUCAUACACACACAUCUAUCCUACAUGUCUGUAAAUGUUGUGCAUUGAAUAUUGCUUUUUCAUUAUUAAAAAACAAUCUACUAGAUGUACUUAA